AUGGCAACCGCCAUUGACGCCUACUACGAUAUGUCUAGCAUUUACGGGGGAGGCGCUGGGAUGGGCUCCAUUGGCUACCCAGGCGCCAUGGGAUACGGGUACGGGGGCGGUGCUAUAGGCGGUGCCGGCGGCGGCGGGGGAGGAAUGGGUGGAAUAUUUGGAAUUCUCAUCUUCCUGUUCGUUUUCAUAAUCAUCAUCAACGUCUUGUUCGGUGGAGCCGGUGGUUUUGGCGGACUCGGUGGAUCAGGAAGCAAUGGCAAGAGUGGUAGCAAAUACAGUGGAGGCAGCAACUAUGGCGAUGGUUUGAGUCACUACAAAAAAUAA
Molecule: messenger RNA, 324 nt
Organism: Dreissena polymorpha
Lineage: Eukaryota; Metazoa; Mollusca; Bivalvia; Myida; Dreissenidae
Exons: 2
Coding region: 1-324 (107 amino acids)
Source: RefSeq, a predicted model, not a curated record